AGCGCUAGUUCAGAGCUUGAUGCGCUAGUAGAAAGAACUGUUCGUUUGCUCAUCACAACCGUCAACGUUUAUAUUUAUUGCAACUUUGGAUUUAAAUACUUCAUACAAUGGCUUCGUCAGAUCAUAGUGGCAGCCCCAGGUCUGAAGCAUCACCUGCUCCGCAGCGGUCACGCUCCCACACACCAGCUCCUCGGCAUCGACCCUCCCGUUCACGUUCACGCACGCCUCACCGGCGCGCUCGCUCAUCGCGCAGUGGCAGCUCAGCUUCAUCGUCCUCACGCCGCAAUGGCUAUGCAGAAGGUCGUUCGUCAGCCCGAGCGUCCCGCAGAUCCCGCUCCCCCAUGUCAAACAGGCGCCGCCAUGUGGGCACACGUGAUGAUCCUGUCCCUAACAAGUGCCUGGGUGUGUUCGGCCUCAGCACCCUCACCAAGGAGUCGCAGCUGCAGGACAUCUUUGAUAAAUUUGGAGAGAACACGGUCAAGAUUGUGACUGAUGCCAAG
Hyalella azteca is the source of this 500-nucleotide messenger RNA. Its product is annotated as transformer-2 protein homolog beta-like. The annotation marks the transcript as partial. The record is from RefSeq and is a predicted model, not a curated record. NCBI's taxonomy places the organism in Eukaryota, Metazoa, Arthropoda, Malacostraca, Amphipoda, Hyalellidae. The transcript has 3 exons. Gene Ontology annotation, molecular function: nucleic acid binding.